AUUGAUACCUGAUGAAAGCUCAUAUUUGGCGCCCUUCAAAUGUUGCCACUUUUAUUCUGGACGAGCCAAAGGCAAACGGACUUCAAAAUAGAUUUUUUUCCCGCCAGUUUGAUGACUCCGACAAUACUGCCCAACUUACUUUAUCUAAUACUGCAACUUUCUUCUCACUAGAGGAUAAACCAGAUCAAAGUUUUACCAUAUCUAUAACUCCAAUAAUAUCACGUCUUAUAGAAGACCUGUGCACAUCUCAGUGUGCUGCCCUCGGCAGCUAAGAUCAAAGUUGGCGAUCAGUAGCCAUCUGAGAGCACUUGCGCGCUGGGCUGCUGCAUCCGCGUCUCGCCGCCACAACCACAACCAUCAUCAUCACACACUGGAGCCGGCGAUGGAGGCCCAGAUACUAAAAGUCGACACCAGCCAAGAGCUGGGCCGGUUCGCACCGGGCCAGGGUCCGGACGGGGCGCCGUCGCUGGACCGGUGGGAGGUCGCCGGCACCGGCACCGCGGCCGGGGAGACGAUGGAGCGGCUGCGGGCCGCGGCGGCGCACCUGCGCACGAGCGACGUGCCCGUCGCGUUCCCCACCGAGACAGUCUACGGCCUCGGCGCAGACGCCACCCGCAGCGCCGCCGUGAGGGGCAUCUACGCCGCGAAGGGCAGGCCCUCGGAUAACCCGCUGAUCGUGCACGUCAGCGACCUGGCAAUGCUGCGGGAACUGUUGACGCCGCGACCGGAUGAGGUUACGACGACGGCGGAGGGAGCAACAACAACAGCAGCAGCAGCAGCAGGAACGGGUCUCACCAACGGAACCCACACACGCACCAACGACGACCACGACCACGACGACCCCAUCCCGCCCAUCUACCGCCCCCUGAUCGCCCGCUUCUGGCCGGGCCCGCUGACGAUCCUCCUCCCGAACCCGUCCCCGUCGCGCCUGGCCCCCGAGGUGACGGCCGGGCUUCCGACGUUCGGGGCGCGCAUGCCCGCGUCUGCGCUGGCGCGGACGCUGAUCCGCCUCGCGGGCGUGCCGCUGGCGGCCCCCUCCGCGAACGCGAGCACGCGGCCGUCGCCGACGGCGGCGCGGCACGUCGCCGAGGACCUCGGCGCGCGGACGGGGCUCGUCGUCCUGGACGGCGGGGCGUGCGGCGUCGGGGUCGAGAGCACCGUCGUCGACGGGCUCUGCGUGCCGCCGGUGGUGCUGCGGCCUGGCGGGGUGGGGAUCGAGGAGUUGAGGGGCGUGGAGGGAUGGGAGGGGGUGAGGAAGGCGUACCUUGAUCGGAGGGAGGGGGCCGAAGGGGAUGCGCCGAGGGCGCCCGGGAUGAAGUAUAAGCAUUAUAGCCCGAGGGCGAGGGUCGUGCUGUACGAGGCCGGCUACCGGGGCGGAGGAGGGGUUGGGGUCCUGGAUCCGGAGGAUGUCGAGGUUGCCCGUGGGGCCGGCAAGGGCGCGGCGCGGCGGAUUAUCGGGGUCAUCAGGACGAAGAGGUGGCCGGCCGCGGGCGGACUGGACUGCGCGAACCUGCAAUUCGUCAGUGACGGGGUGGAGGGCGAGGUCGGAGCGGCCAACGGAUCCGGGCCGGCGAUGUACAGCCUUAUCGAGGGGGAUCUGCGCGGGCCCGAUGGCGGGGCGGGGGCAACGAGGGUGCUAGACCUGGACCUGGGCCGGGAUAUAAAGGGGAUUGCCCAGGGGCUCUUCUCCGCGUUGAGGGACCUUGAUAGGCGAGGGGCAGACGUGAUAUUCGUCGAGGGAGUCGGUGAUGGGGACGACAUUGCAGCGGCAGUUAUGAACAGGCUGCGGAAGGCGGCUUCUGACAUUAGAUUAUAGACAGCCUAGAAUAGAGAAUAUUGCUCCAAUGCAUACAGAUUACGUCUACGGAUCUAUGUAUAUAUUCUCUUCUGUUCUCGCUGCCGAGCUGUGAAGCUUACAGGCAAUCCAACCUCUCUACUACAAGCCCUGCCACCACCCUGCCGACUUCUGAC
Molecule: messenger RNA, 1971 nt
Organism: Phialemonium atrogriseum
Lineage: Eukaryota; Fungi; Ascomycota; Sordariomycetes; Cephalothecales; Cephalothecaceae
Product: telomere recombination-domain-containing protein
Exons: 1
Coding region: 383-1816 (477 amino acids)
Biological process (GO): regulation of translational fidelity
Cellular component (GO): cytoplasm
Molecular function (GO): nucleotidyltransferase activity; tRNA binding; double-stranded RNA binding
Source: RefSeq, a predicted model, not a curated record